Messenger RNA from Paramacrobiotus metropolitanus, 1030 nucleotides. Its product is annotated as transcription elongation factor SPT4-like. Bases 367 to 738 code for a protein of 123 amino acids. The record is from RefSeq and is a predicted model, not a curated record. Gene Ontology annotation, cellular component: nucleus; DSIF complex. NCBI's taxonomy places the organism in Eukaryota, Metazoa, Tardigrada, Eutardigrada, Parachela, Macrobiotidae. Gene Ontology annotation, biological process: positive regulation of DNA-templated transcription, elongation; chromatin organization; mRNA processing. The transcript is spliced from 5 exons. Gene Ontology annotation, molecular function: RNA polymerase II complex binding; zinc ion binding.
GACAUCCUUUCCGCAAUAGCUCAACGUUUGAAGAGCUGUUCAACCGAAAACACCACCGACAAACUGUCCUUUUUAACAUUAUGCCAAUCGCAGGAUACCUUUGCGACGACCGGCCUUCCAUCUCAAAGAAACCGCUGUCUCGUGGCGGGCUGCCUGGCCCGUGGCGAAUAAAAGUUUAAACAGAAGGUUUUGUUAAAUGUUGAUUUUUCAUUUGCGAAUCAAUCCAAAAAUCCACUAAAUUUGACAGUCGCGAAUUUUCUCGUUUACUUGAGUGAUAUUUACGUUUGGAGAUACACAGAAUAAUUCUAGACAAAGUUUUGUUGCUGAUUUUGUUUCUGGAGUUUUGGCCGAAACAUAUUCUUCGCGAUGGCCGAAUCAGCGCGCAUGAACGAAGCCAUCCCGAAGGACCUGCGGAAUCUCCGUGCCUGCCUGUUGUGUUCUCUCAUAAAAAGUUUCGACCAGUUCCAGAAAACCGGUUGCGAGAACUGUGAAGAGUAUCUGGCUAUGCGUGGACAACCUGACGCUGUAUAUGAAUACACCAGCUCCAAUUUUGACGGGUGUAUAGCCAUGAUGAAUCCCACGCAGAGCUGGGUCUCCAAAUGGCAGCGAAUAGUGCCGUAUAUCCCUGGAAUGUAUGCUGUCAGCGUUUCGGGUAAACUUCCUCCUGCCAUCGUUCGAGAACUAAAAGGCCAUGGCAUUCACUACAAGCCGCGAGAUUCCACGCAGGGACCUGCAUAAAUUAUGUUUUCAUUUUCGUAUCGUCGGUGGAAGAUGUGUUAUGGAUUUAUUUCGAAUGUUCGAAUGUUUUUUCUGUUACCGGAACGGCAGACUUUGUUUUGGGACAUGUGUACAUUAUCAGGUUGUCCUGAUUUCCCACUUCUCACCAGCGUGAAAUUGUCUACAGUUUUUAAUUAAUUCAGCUUUGAAUGCGUUGUUGUAUUCUCAGAACAUUCUGUUUCUGCAACAUGUGAUGUCUCCACAGAGUAACACCACUGAACAGUAUUGCACAAAUAAAAGAUAAAGCGGUAAA